GAGUUUUUGUUCAAGGUAAAAGGAAAGACAGAUAUGACUAUGUUCACUUCCUGGGUGUCGCAUCCAGCACAUAACUACACACCUGAAGGGCAUCAUCAUCAUCUUCAUCAUCAUCAUCUUCAUCAUCAUCAUCUUCAGCUCAUAUUCUGUGGAAAAAGGAGACCAGGAGCAGGAAAGAUGAGCCGGUUGGUGCUGCUCGUUCUCCUGACAGUUUUCAGUGCAUUCUUAAGUGAAGCUGAAGCCAAUCCAUUUGUUUACAAUUAUGACAGACUGAGGAUUGGAGGUAUUAUCUUCACGGUCCUGCUCGUAAUCGGAGCCGUCGUCCUCCUUUUCUACGACAAAUGCAGCACAAAGAAGAAAAGCGACGAUGCUGCCAGUCAGAUUUAAACGCAUCACCAGGCCGUAGCAUCAUGGCUAAUCGGAGACGGUCCGAAGUGUGUAGCAGGAUGAGAGCAACGUUUCGGGGGGUUUUUGUUUAAUGCUAGCUGGUAAAAACAGGCCUAUUCUUCAUAUUCUUCAUCCCUCUCUCUUCACGCUCCUUCUUAAAGUCUGCUAGCGGGGUUCAGGGUUAGCAACUGAGCUAAAGCUAAUAAAGUAGUGGAAUGUUGUGUUGUUGUUUAGACGUUUAGAAACGAACUCUAGUCAUGGAUCUGUAACGUUACAGUACAUUAAACCCCCAAUGGGACUUAAUACUA
This is a messenger RNA of Hemibagrus wyckioides, 695 nucleotides long. RefSeq names its product FXYD domain containing ion transport regulator 11 (gene fxyd11). The record is from RefSeq and is a predicted model, not a curated record. Bases 34 to 387 code for a protein of 117 amino acids. Gene Ontology annotation, molecular function: ion channel regulator activity. Gene Ontology annotation, biological process: regulation of monoatomic ion transport. Lineage: Eukaryota; Metazoa; Chordata; Actinopteri; Siluriformes; Bagridae. The transcript is spliced from 7 exons. Gene Ontology annotation, cellular component: membrane.